Molecule: messenger RNA, 264 nt
Organism: Cooperia oncophora
Lineage: Eukaryota; Metazoa; Nematoda; Chromadorea; Rhabditida; Trichostrongylidae
Source: the annotation of a GenBank genome assembly
AUGGCGACAGCAGUGUGUACUAUCUCGAAAGGAGCUGGUAGUUCGACCACAAAUAAGCCUAUUCACUCAAUACCAUGCAAACUGCACUAUGAUGGGCCAGCUCCUGUUUCUGGGUAUUUCGUGACUGAUGAAGGCAGUGACGGUAGAAAAACGGCCGCUUUUCGUGGUCAUGGACUGGAAGGAGUGAACCUCGACGUGCCAUCUGGCUAUGAGCUAUACGUCCUAAACAAGCGAGGUGAGGACUUGCCAUAUUUUCGUUACUAA